AGUUCUAAUGGAAGAAUUUCACUGUACAUACGGGUCAUGGCGCUGUCAAAUGCAACACCUCGCUCAGCAAAUUUAUCCUCCAAGACAGUACUCUGUACUCACUUGACAGCUGCUCCAUGGGUAGCGAGCGUCUCCAGGGACGCGGAGAGCGCAGAGGACAUCGUCGAUGUCGUUCUACCCAGGCCAGGGUGGCGGGACAGGAGGACCUUCGGUGGGCCGCGCGCACGGCACCAUCGCCAUACUUAUUGUUCCACGCCCACUUUCCGCUUAUCUGACACUCGCUUCCGAGAUGAAGAUGGGGCGCCGGGGAGCGCUCGAAGAAUCCGGGCUAGGAGAGGUACGCAUGGUGCGCGCAACUCCGCGAUCCUUUGGGGGCUCAGUCCCCGUGCUUCCGGAAGCUUUGUGCGGAACCACCAUGCAGUGCGGCUUCGCCGUUGCCCGAGGAUUGAGUACCUGGAUAGAGGCGGGCAGUGUCCCCGCGCGUACACCGUGGGCAGACCGAGCGUACAGUGGGCAAAAGAGGCGGUACCGAUCUGACCUCGAGGUAGGUACACAGCCCUCGACUGACCGCCUACCACGUACACGAGUAUUUGCCUCUUUUGGGAAGGCGUGCGGGCGGAUCAGCAGAAUAGCCCGGAGGCAAUGUUGGAGCGACGGAGCCAAAAAAGACCUGGGACCGAACGCCAUAUGGAGGGGAUCAGAGAUCGAUGUUCAUGCCCUGUGGUGCCGCCGUUUAGGGAUGUUACUUUGUGGACGGUCCGACGCCGAGAAUCUCGGACGGCCUACGGACGCAGCUAGACAAAAGGAUAGCUUAAGACUGAGUCUGGGCCAGGGGGCGCCGGUGUCAUAAGUGGCUCGAGUAUUUGAGAGAUGUCGCAACCAAGCCUUCUGACAGCGAGCGGUCGGAUGGGAGGUGGCAGCGUCACAAUUGAAUUGGGGGCGAGCCGCUCUUUCCCCGGAGAUGAAGGCACAUCUACAAUAAGCAGGGGAGCCGGUGAGCCUCAAGGCCGCAUGAGAAAGAAGUGCAGCGACGUGAAGUCGAGAUAAAGAAACGAACAGUGUGGACCGCUGUGGGGACAAAACCACACUCGCAUGCGUCCCGAAGCCCGGGGGGCAUGCGAGCGGCCGGAUUCGGAUAGGAUAGAUGAUUAGUGCUUUGCACAUGUCCUGGCGAAGGCGAACAUCAUGGCCUGAAAGUAUGGAGUAUGUAGUCAGUAAGGAUCAUCACAUCAACGGCUGGUAGCUUCGACAGGGUAGUCGUU
Fomitopsis serialis is the source of this 1262-nucleotide messenger RNA. RefSeq lists its product as uncharacterized. The coding region runs from base 167 to 850 and encodes 227 amino acids. The record is from RefSeq and is a predicted model, not a curated record. The transcript is spliced from 2 exons. NCBI's taxonomy places the organism in Eukaryota, Fungi, Basidiomycota, Agaricomycetes, Polyporales, Fomitopsidaceae.